This is a messenger RNA of Nezara viridula (southern green stink bug), 2004 nucleotides long. The record is from the annotation of a GenBank genome assembly. Lineage: Eukaryota; Metazoa; Arthropoda; Insecta; Hemiptera; Pentatomidae.
AUGGGAAAAGAGCAAUAUCUGACUCCUGCCCUGGUCACAGUGGCGGCUUGUACUAUCGGUGCCUACCUCAUUUGGAGGCAGGCGGCCAUUUCAGCAGUUGAGCCCUCCAACAAUAAUGAGGUUGUCGUUAGGACUCGAAAUCGGCGAACAGAAAUAGAUCCAGAGGAUAAAGCUACUGCUGCUGAAGUCAUAAAAUCGACGAACGAUCACGGCUACAUACAAAUGUCUGGUCACUAUGAAGCUUCAUCAACAGAAUUUCAUGACUCCAAGAAUCCUAAUUUCUCUGUUAGUCUUCAUACUUUAUGCGAAGUCUCCAAAGAGUGUAUAAAUGAAGACCAGAUAUCUGAACCAAACAGGAUUAGUGAUGAGUUGAAAACAACUGAUGAAUAUACCGGAUUUGCCAGCAGUGUAUUACAAUUAGAACAAACAAUCACAGAAGUAACUCAUGUGGAACCUUUAAAAAUAAGUAUGGUCAUGAUUGAAAGUUCAGAAUCUAUAAAUGACACCUCUGACAGUGUAUCAAAUGAAGAUAUAGACAUUCACAAAGUUAUUCUGUUGGAUCUACGUCAAAUACCUGGGCAUGAAGAUACUCUGCCAGAUCUGCCCCAAAAUAAAAGUUAUUCAAGUGAAACACCUGACUUUAAAUCAAAUGAAGCAAUAAAAAAUAAUGCAAUUCUAUCAGAUCUCUAUCUAACUUGUGGGUGUAAAAGUGAAGGAUGUUACUUUAAAUCAAAUGAAAAAAUGAUAAACAACAGAACUGUUAUUAUGCGAGAUUUGCCCCCAUCUUCAAGGUCUGAAAUAGAAGUUCUUUCCUGUAAAUCAAAUCCAGCUAUAGACAAUAAAACUUUAAAACAAACAAAUUCAGAAGAAUAUAUUUCAAGACAAGAAGAUACUUUGCCAGAUCUGUCCCAAGAUUUUGGUAGUACGAAGGAAAUACCAUUCUGUGAAUCAAAUAGAAGUAUAAAUAAUAAUACUGAUACUUUGCCAGAUCUGUCCCAAGAUUUUGGUAGUACGAAGGAAAUACCAUUCUGUGAAUCAAAUAGAAGUAUAAAUAAUAAUACUAUAGUGACCGAAAAAUCUCAAUCUGUAAAUGUAGUCUCUGACUGUGGGUUUAAUGAAUCUAUAAAUAAUAGCAAUGUUCUGGAUGGAAAUUCUGGUUCAUUAUAUAAAGGCUCUUACUGUGAAUCUAAUGAAGCUAUGAACAAUAACAACGUUACUAUGCAACACCUGCCACAAGCUGAAUUGUCUGAAACUGAAAUGUACAACUUUGAACAAAAUCCCACUGUUACAUUACAAGACCUACCACAAACUUCUAAGCCGAUUAAUGAAAUGUAUAACCCUGAACCAAAUAACACUGCUACAUUACAAGACCUGCCACAAACUUUGAUUAAUGAAAUGUAUAACCCUGAACCAAAUAACAGUAUGCCUGCUUCCGAUGACACUCAGAAGAUCUUGGGUUUCAUAGGGUUAAUGACACCACCAGAAGAAUUAAAUAAAAAGGUGUUCAGCAAGAAGCGAUCGCGAAGAAACCCUAUGCAUUUAGCUUUGAGAGAAGGGAAUUUAUCAUUGGUCCGAUCACUGUUAAGACAAGGGGCUUCAAUGGAUUUUACUGACAGACAAGGCCAAUUUCCAACACACCUGGCAGCAGCAUCAGGAAAUAUUGAACUCCUGGAAAUGCUUGUGUCUUGGGGAGGUGACUUAUCAAGGAAAGAUUUGUUUGGUUAUACACCAUUUCACAGGGCAGCACUCUCCGGCCAAACAGAAACCAUCAAAUGGCUUUAUGAACAUGGAGGAGGUUUUAUAAAAGAAAUAAGCUGGGCUGGAUGGACUCCUCUACAUGUUGCUGCUAUGAAUGGACACUAUGAUACCUCUCUUCAAUUAUUGGAAUUUGGUGCUAAUGUCAAUGCCAAAGAUAAUGAUGGUUGGACUCCGUCCUACCUGGCAAAAUUAUACCAACGAACUGAAGUACUGAAACUACUUAAAUCACGUGGUGGCACAUUUUGA